AAAAAAUAAGCUCCAUGAUCGCCUCAUCUGUGCGGAUCACAGCCCUUGUUCUUUUUUACAGGGUUACAACUGUAGUUGUGGUGGUUGCGUUUGUUUCAAGUACUUCGGGUAAUGGUUCGACCGUGUUAGCCACUGCACGCUCUUUAAAGUUAGAAGCACAAGCUCUCCUCCGUUCUGGUUGGUGGAGUUGGUAUAGCAAUGACACUUCAAAUCGUUGCAACUGGCCAGCUAUAUCAUGCAAUAAAGCUGGAAGCAUAACCCACAUUCAACUUAGUGGAUGGACAAUCGGUGAUGAACUCGGAAAAUUCAAUUUCUCUUGCUUUCCAAACCUUGUUUAUCUUGGUCUUAAUUCCUCUGUUGUUACUGGCGGCAUCCCGCCUGAAAUAGGUGCCUUAUCAUCACUCAAGUACCUCGACCUGUCGGACAAUAAUCUAUCAGGUGAG
Molecule: messenger RNA, 443 nt
Organism: Durio zibethinus
Lineage: Eukaryota; Viridiplantae; Streptophyta; Magnoliopsida; Malvales; Malvaceae
Source: RefSeq, a predicted model, not a curated record